CUUGGACUUUGUGAGCAGUGCACAGGCUCGUACAGGGCGCAUGCAUCGAAUUAGAUCGAUGAGAGCACUCCUGGCCUUCCUGGCAGCCGUCCCAGCCAGCAGCCUCCACAGCACGCCGCCGCCGCGGCGCCGCGCCAGCCGCCUCCACGCGACGGAAUGGCAGGCAGCGCUGGACGACAUCGACGGCGACGCCUGGCGCGAUUUACGAAGGGAACUCUACGGCGCGCCCGACGCGGCGCCGCCGAGCACGCUGAAGCGCUUCGAGACCUACUGCGAGAAUCGGAGAAAGAGCCUCGAGGAGGAGGUGCUCGAGGACCUCGGGGGCCGGCGCCUGCUGGAGUGCCAGCAGAACUACCCCGAUUUGGAGGCGACCCCGAUCUGGGACGUGACGACGGAGGCCUGGCGCUGGCUCGACCCGAUCCUCGCGCAGACAGAAAAAAUGCGGGACGAGGUCCGGCGGCGCGCGACGACCUUCCGCGAGUCCAAGUGGGUCGAUACUUAUGGAAGGGACGGGGCGUACGACAGCGGCUGGGGCAUGGUCGACAUCACUCCACAAGCGUUCCCGGCGGUGGCGCGCGCGCUGCGCGGCGCGCCCCUCGCGCCGCGGCGGAGGUGUAUCGCGCGGCAGCGGGCCGACCGGUCGAUCCACGCGCACUCGGAUCGCGUGCCCUGGGCGCUCACGUGCCACAUCACGCUGGAGGGGCGCGGCCACAUGGUCGUGGACGGCGAGCGGCUCGACUGGACGCCGGGCGAGGCCACGGUCUGCGACACGACGUUUUUUCACUCCGCGCACAACGAGCACCCGUCGGAGGACGUCUACCUCGUCCACCUCGACGUCUUCCACCCGGGCCUGUCGACCGACGAACGGCAUGCGUUGGAAGCGCUGUCCCGCCACCUCGCGGCGGCGCGGCGGCGGCGCGCCGCGGCGCUGUCGCCGUUCGUCGCCGGGCUCGAGAGCGCGUUCUCGGCUGGGGAUGCGAGCCGCGACGAGUCGUAGUAUCCUACCCUGGGAGCUAUGCAACCGCAGGGGUGAUGUCCGGGCCGGUACUCCCCGAGAGGGUUGCUGGGCCGCGGGGCGCGAUGAGCGCGCACGACGGGAUGCGUAGUAUAUGUUUUGUGUUC
Messenger RNA from Pelagomonas calceolata, 1122 nucleotides. The record is from the annotation of a GenBank genome assembly. Lineage: Eukaryota; Pelagophyceae; Pelagomonadales; Pelagomonadaceae.